Messenger RNA from Fundulus heteroclitus (mummichog), 863 nucleotides. Its product is annotated as zinc finger BED domain-containing protein 4-like. The coding region runs from base 1 to 837 and encodes 278 amino acids. The record is from RefSeq and is a predicted model, not a curated record. NCBI's taxonomy places the organism in Eukaryota, Metazoa, Chordata, Actinopteri, Cyprinodontiformes, Fundulidae. The transcript has 3 exons.
AUGGUGGCAUGCGUGAGAGAGCUGAAGCUUCGCCACCACAUUUGUAUUGCUCACACCCUCAAUGUUCUUGUGAAGAGGGUGCUUGACCAGCACCCUGUGCUCUCUGGCCUCCGGGCCAAAGGAAGGAAGCUGGUUGGCUACUUUAGAAGCAGCACCACUGCUAAGGAGAAGCUUACACAAGUGCAGCUUCAGCUGGGCAUGCAAGCAACCAAGCUGAUGCAGGAGGUGGAAACCAGAUGGAACAGCACCUACUUGAUGCUGCAACGUCUGGUGGAGUUGAGGGAGCCAGUAGGAGCGACAUUGGCUGGAUUACACACUGACAUUCCGUUUUUCACUGCCAGUGAGUUUGACAUUGUUGUAGCGUGCCUUUCUUUACUCUCUCCUUUCUAUGACGCCACCACAGAGCUCUCUGCAGAAGAACACGUGUCGGCAUCAAAAGUUAUCCCCCUCCUGAAGAUGAUAGAGAAAGCCCUUCAGGAGGAAGACACCAAGUCAGCACCUGCAGUGGCAGUGGAAAUAGGAGAGCAGCUCAUCAGACAGCUCAGGGAGAAGCUGCACAUGCUCCAGUCAAUGAGCAUCUUGUCGCUGGCUACACUCCUGGACCCACGAUUUAAACUUAUAGCAUUUUUCAGCAACACAAACGCUGCUGAAGCAGUGAAGCGCUUGACUUCAGAGUGUGCCACCGUCAUCCGACGGAACCUAGAAGAGAACACUCACGAUAUCCCCAGGCUUCCACCUCUCAAGAAUUCAGUGGAGGUAGCAGACUUUGGCAAAGAUUGGACACUAGUGUCAUGGAGGCAAAGAGGACUCAAAAUGUGUCAGCAGAUGCCAUCGUAGAGGUCCAGCGCUACCUGUCAGAGGCA